AUGAGAUUCUUGAUCUUUAAUCUCGUUCUGGCAUAUAUUUUUUUGCUACUUGGACUGGUUACAGGUUACUCAGUACAUUCUUAUACCACCUACGAAUCAACCACACUCGAAGAUGUGACAAUUAAUACCCCGUCCCAUAAAGUAACACUGCGGACGGAAUUCUCUCUCACAUUUCGGAUCUCCAACCAAGAUCCGGAGUUCAAACUACACCUGGAACCUAACCAUGAUAUCUUCGUCCAAGCCCCGCAUAUUCGCCACCUGGACGCUAGCGGCGAGAUCCAACACACAGAAACGCUAGAUGGCACGCAGCAUAGAGUCUUCAAGGGAACGGUCUGGGCUCGCUUCGGAAAUCUGGAGUGGCAGAAGAAAGGUUGGGCUAGAGUAUACGUGCUUCAGGAUGGAGAGAAUCCCAUUUUUGAAGGCGCGUUUAUGAUCUUGGGUCAGCGGUACCGGGUUGAGGCUAUCUCAGAAGAAGAAGAUGGGGGUAUGGAAGACGGCCUAUCGCAUAUGGUCGUGCAUCAUGAUGCGAGAAGGGGCUUAGACAGCGUGGGAGAGACAUGUGCAGCUGGUCGGAUGCCGUCGAUUCCCGGGACGAGUGAUAUCCUCAUGGACAACAUCGGCAUGAUCACUGGCUCCACGGACCAGCACCUAGGGAAACGCCAGUUUGGUGGUUUCAACCCCGGGGAUCUGACAGACAGUAUCGGAAGUGCAGAGGGAUGUCCGACAACGAGGCGAGUAGCGUUGGUCGGAAUCGCGACGGACUGUUCGUACACAGCGGCGUUCAACUCGACCGAAUCGGUGCGUCGAAACCUGAUCAACAUGGUAAACACGGCGUCGGAGGUAUUCGAAAGUACAUUCAAUAUCUCACUGGGUCUCCACAAUGUGACUAUCAGCGACGCGAGCUGUCCGAACAGUGCAUCGGACUCGACGCCGUGGAACGUCGAGUGUUCCGAGGGAGACAUGGACUGGCGACUGCGACAGUUCUCAUCCUGGCGAAGAUCGAUUGAUGACUCCACCAAUGCCUACUGGACACUCAUGACGACUUGUCGGACCGGCGGAGAGGUCGGAGUGUCAUGGAUCGGGCAGCUGUGCAACUCGCGAAUGAGCACGAAUGUGGUGGCUCGAACGUCCAACGAAUGGCAGGUCUUUGCCAUUACGGCAGCCACGAGUCCGCCCACACAUUCGGAGCCGUCCACGACUGCGUCACUUCCACAUGCCCUUCGUCACGAGGGCAAUGUUGCCCACUAUCCGCGUCCACGUGCGAUGCAGACGCCCAGUACCUCAUGA
This is a messenger RNA of Aspergillus affinis, 1287 nucleotides long. Its product is annotated as zincin. Bases 1 to 1287 code for a protein of 428 amino acids. The record is from RefSeq and is a predicted model, not a curated record. NCBI's taxonomy places the organism in Eukaryota, Fungi, Ascomycota, Eurotiomycetes, Eurotiales, Aspergillaceae. Gene Ontology annotation, biological process: proteolysis. Gene Ontology annotation, molecular function: metalloendopeptidase activity. The transcript is spliced from 3 exons.